This is a messenger RNA of Perca fluviatilis (European perch), 1739 nucleotides long. It is a transcript of the gene tubb6, whose product is annotated as tubulin, beta 6 class V. Bases 110 to 1519 code for a protein of 469 amino acids. Gene Ontology annotation, cellular component: microtubule; cytoplasm. NCBI's taxonomy places the organism in Eukaryota, Metazoa, Chordata, Actinopteri, Perciformes, Percidae. Gene Ontology annotation, biological process: mitotic cell cycle; microtubule cytoskeleton organization. Gene Ontology annotation, molecular function: GTP binding; GTPase activity; structural constituent of cytoskeleton. The record is from RefSeq and is a predicted model, not a curated record. The transcript has 7 exons.
UCUGACACACACACACACACACACCACACACACACACACACACCGACAGCAGGACGAGAGACACUCAACCAGACCAGCAGCCGGAGAAAGAGCGACAGAAGGGAGAAAGAUGAGAGAAAUAGUUCACAUCCAGGCGGGACAGUGUGGGAACCAGAUCGGGACCAAGUUCUGGGAGGUGAUCAGCGACGAGCACGCCAUCGACCCGGCAGGGACCUACGUGGGAGACUCGUCUCUCCAGCUGGACAGAAUCAACGUGUACUACAACGAGGCGUCCUCACAUAAAUAUGUCCCCCGUUCUGUGCUGGUGGACCUGGAACCAGGAACCAUGGACAGCGUUCGCUCGGGAGCCUUUGGACAACUCUUCAGACCAGACAACUUCAUCUUCGGCCAGACAGGUGCGGGGAACAACUGGGCCAAAGGUCACUACACGGAGGGGGCGGAGCUGGUGGACUCGGUCCUGGACAUAGUGAGGAAGGAGUGUGAGCACUGCGACUGUCUCCAGGGUUUCCAGCUCACUCACUCUCUGGGGGGGGGCACCGGCUCAGGGAUGGGUACCCUGCUGAUCAGCAAGAUCCGGGAGGAGUACCCGGACCGGAUCAUGAACACCUUCAGCGUCAUGCCCUCGCCCAAGGUGUCGGACACGGUGGUGGAGCCGUACAACGCCACGCUGUCGGUCCACCAGCUGGUCGAGAACACGGACGAGACGUACUGCAUCGACAACGAGGCGCUCUACGACAUCUGCUUCCGCACGCUCAAACUCACCACGCCCACCUACGGCGACCUCAACCACCUGGUGUCGGCCACCAUGAGCGGCGUGACCACGUCUCUCCGUUUCCCCGGCCAGCUCAACGCCGAUCUCCGCAAGCUGGCGGUAAACAUGGUGCCGUUCCCGCGCCUCCACUUCUUCAUGCCGGGGUUCGCGCCGCUCACGGCGCGCGGCAGCCAGCAGUACCGAGCGCUGACCGUUCCCGAGCUCACGCAGCAGAUGUUCGACGCCAGGAACAUGAUGGCGGCGUGCGACCCGCGCCACGGGCGCUACCUCACGGUCGCCACUGUCUUCCGCGGGCCCAUGUCCAUGAAGGAGGUGGACGAGCAGAUGCUGAACGUGCAGAACAAGAACAGCAGCUACUUCGUCGAGUGGAUACCCAAUAACGUCAAAGUGGCGGUGUGCGACAUCGCGCCGCGCGGGCUCAAGAUGGCCGCCACUUUUAUCGGCAACAGCACGGCCAUCCAGGAGCUGUUCAAGCGCAUCUCGGAGCAGUUCUCCGCCAUGUUCCGCCGAAAGGCUUUCCUGCACUGGUUCACGGGCGAGGGCAUGGACGAGAUGGAGUUCACGGAGGCCGAGAGCAACAUGAACGACCUGGUGUCCGAGUACCAGCAGUACCAGGACGCCACGGCCAACGACGGCGAUGAGAACUUUGAGGACGACGAGGACGAGAUCGUCGAGAGCUGGAACGCAGAGCGGCAGUUCGACGAGCCAAUCGGAGAGCACGACGACAACUUCGGCGCAACCAAUUGAAGGGCAGAGGCGGGUCACCACCUGGAGGGAAGGGAGACCUCCUGCAGCGUUCUCGUCUCCUUGUUUUAGACCACGUGUGGAUUAAAGUUAGUUUAUAGCGAUGUGAAGAUUAACAUGAAGACAUGAACAAUAUGAAGAUUAAUUCUGCAAAACACUGGAUCAUCAACCGUGUUUUCUGACAUUUAAAGUGAUGGUUGGGAGUAAUUUACCCUAGGGUCCU